This is a messenger RNA of Capronia epimyces CBS 606.96, 990 nucleotides long. RefSeq lists its product as uncharacterized. The record is from RefSeq and is a predicted model, not a curated record. The coding region runs from base 1 to 990 and encodes 329 amino acids. NCBI's taxonomy places the organism in Eukaryota, Fungi, Ascomycota, Eurotiomycetes, Chaetothyriales, Herpotrichiellaceae. The transcript has a single exon.
AUGGACAACACCAACCUAGCCCAUCCACACACCAUGGACAAGACGGACCCACGCACCAUGGACACCCCCAUCCCAACCCAUCGCAAAGCCAUCAUCGGCAACCCCAACGGCCUAUUCUGGCUGUACGACACCACGACCGGCUUCGACCUCACCCACCCAGCCACCCCGACCUCCACCUCGACCUCCACAGGCCGCCACACCAUCACCACGACCACACAGCCUGUGACCAUCAGCGCAUCCAAGUCGGCCCUAGUCAUCAUCGACAUGCAGAACUUCUUCUUGUCGCCCAGUCUCGGUCGGCCGCGUGACUCCAAAGGCCUGCUCGCGCAGCACCAGCUGUUGAGAUUCGCCAUCCCCGCGGCGCGCAAGGCCGGCAUCCGCGUGGUCUGGUUGAACUGGGGUCUGACGGACGAAGAGGUGGUUGCCAUGCCUCCCAGCACUCUUCGGGCGUUUGGGUUCGAGACGGUGCGCGCCGAGGAUUUUGAGGCGUAUGCCACCAUCGAAGAUAAACAAGCGGCAAUGGACUCUCAUGGCGUCAAUGAAGGUUGCGACAAGAUCGGCGACGACGGUGAUGGCGACGGAGUCGAUACCACAGCCAAAACAACCCCAGGCUCCGGGCACACUCAGACUCGUCCCCGGAUCUACAGAGGUCUCGGCACCGACAUUGGGCCCGUGACUCUCGAUGACGGUGUUGCCGUGGAUGCAGGCAGACUCCUCAUGCGCGACACAUGGAACGCCGACCUCACGCCUGCUCUGCGACAAGCGUACGAGCAAGGCCUGGCCGCGAAUCCGCCCGACGUCUGGAUCCAUAAGAACCGCAUGUCUGGCCUCUGGGGCGCGCGGUCCGACUGUACCGACUUUCUCGACCGGGAGGGCAUCCAGACCCUGUUCUUUGCGGGGGUUAAUACUGACCAAUGCGUCGGAGGGAGUUUGCAGGAUGUAAGUUUGGAUCUUUCUCCUUCUUUCUGUCUUUUUGUCUAUUUAGGGUGA